Molecule: messenger RNA, 839 nt
Organism: Aedes aegypti (yellow fever mosquito)
Lineage: Eukaryota; Metazoa; Arthropoda; Insecta; Diptera; Culicidae
Exons: 3
Coding region: 74-787 (237 amino acids)
Source: RefSeq, a predicted model, not a curated record
CUGGAUACGUACUAAUUCGAUCUAUGAGACAAGCUUCGUUCCGCUGUGUAAUAAGAUAAAUUUUAACUAGCAAAUGAGCAAGCUUCUCCAAAAUGCCAUGAAUGCAAAAGAGGAACGCAUCAUGCAUUUGCACCUUGAGGUUAAAGUUCUGAAAGCCCUGAAUGAACAUUUAAAUGAGCGAAAUCAACGAUUAGAGGAAGACAACGGCAAACAGCUUCAAAUCAUUAACGACCAGACACGGUUGAUCCAAGAGAUGAGUGAUAUUAUAGCAGUGAAGAGUGCUUCCCAGUACGGUUACAAUCAAUACGCUUCAAAAUUCAAAAAAGAACGUCACAAAUUGUUGGCAGAGAUCGAACAAUUGAAAAUGCAAGUUUCGUCCGUGCCUAGCAAGAUACGGCCCAAAAGUAUGCCUGCCUCGGCUAUCGGAAUGGAAUACAGUAGCAAACAGAAGUUGCGGUUUGAGGUCUUUCCGUCGGCGAAGGUUUCACCGACAGACUGCAGGAGGACGUCCAACUACAACUGGGGAUUGCAGCAAAGCAGGUCUCAAUCCUGUUUAGGAACGAGUUAUACUUCAAGUCCUACCGCAAGCCCCCAGAGUAGCAAGUUAUCCUACCUAAACAGGAGAAAGUCUGGUUCCGAACCGGAAAUUUCCUGUAUUGGAAAGUACGGUGAACCUUCCUAUGGAUCCAGUUCGAAAGAUUGGCCGAUGUCGAGUAAACCUGCCAAAAAUGCCUAUUUCGACAGAAUCAAGGGUUUGAUUGCCGAUAUCACGAAGAUUAGAAGCUAGAUCAAACUUAUGUUACAUUGCGUAGUUCAAUAAAGCAAUUGCUCGCUUGAAA